AAACAUGGCGGACUCACGCACAGAAGAGAGUGAAAUAAUUACUGGUAAAGAAAUGGCCACUCAAAUGGAAGAACUUGUGAGUAAUGAGAAUGGCGGUGAAUGUGACAAGAAAGAAGACGUGACUAACACUCAAACAGAGGACCCUUUCAAAAAACCUGCUCUCUUUGCGGCGCCUUCGCUAGUGAGUAAACGAGGUCUAGUCGCGAGCAGCGCAGCAAGAAAGCCUGCGCAUGGCGACAAAGAACAACUACAACCAUCUACUUCUGAUAGUAGUGAGGCAUCUCCAGAUGAACAAACAAAGGAAACCACCCCUUCCACGUCGUAUAAUGACAACCCGACGUCACGGAAAGGUCCAGAGAGCGAAAAAGAGAAGACUAGUGAUGGUGCAACGACCAAACUGCAAGACCACAAAACCCCACCAAUAUUCCCUGUCAAAGGAACACCUGCUGGCAAAUUUAAACCCCACCCUCCUGUUCCAUACACCGAACCCUCUUGGGCAGGAGUGGCAGAUUUCCCAUAUUCCCUAGAAAUCCUCAAGAAUGGCACUAUAUUUGAUACGGUCCCACUCACCCAGCAGAGUUAUUUUGUGGUCGGACGUUUACCUGUGUGCGACAUAUCCCUGGAACACCCCUCAAUCUCCAGGUAUCACGCUGUCAUUCAGUACCGUGGGCUGGCAGGAGAGGAGGAGUCAGUUGGAGAGGCGAGAGGGUUCUAUGUCCAUGACUUGGGCAGCACACAUGGUACCUUCGUCAACAAGAACAAGAUACCACCGAAUACCUACAUCAGAGUACGGGUUGGGCACGUACUCAAAUUCGGGGGAAGCACUAGACUUUUCAUCAUGCAGGUAAAAAAUAUAAGAAUUGUUCCUUCAUGCAAGAAAACAUUACUUAAAAAAUAUAAGAAUUGUUCCUUCAUGCAAGAAAACAUUACUUAGCCUACCUCUGAGUGGUAUGAAUACACAGUGAACUUACUACCACAAGUAGGCUUGAUGUACUAGACCAGAAUAGACAUCCUUAAAUUUCAAACCUCUAUUACUUAUGUAGUCCUUUACCAUUGUAGUUCUGAAUAGCCCUACUCUACUGUCUCUCUGCAGGGUCCAGAGUUUGACGAAGAGGCGGAGUCAGACCUGACUGUCACAGAGCUGCGGGAGCGAGCCAGGAAGCAGCGGGAGGAACUGGAGAGGAGGAUGAUGGGAGAAGGCUCGGACGAGGAGGACAAGGAAAAGGAAGAGGGGAAAGAAAGCAGUGGCGUCAAGAGAAAGAGUUUGAACGAUGAUUCGGGCUGUUCCUGGGGAAUAGGUAAGCUUUCAGUGCUCAGCACCAGGAGAGACUGUAAUGCACGGCUCGGAAUAGUUGACUUACACCAAUUGCAAUUAACCACUGCUACCAAAUCAGAGCUCUGUAGCUUCAACCCAAGCCCUCAAUAUGUUAACUUUAACCUCUCUCGCCUUCCCAUCUAUCCAUAUAUAUAUAUAUACAUGUGUAGCUGAUGAGACAGUCCCUGAAGAGGAUGAGAAUGAGGAGAACCCCUUCUCCACAGAGUUCCAGGAGGACCAAGAGGCUGCUUACCUGAAGGACCCCAAGAAAGCACUGCAGGGCUUCUUUGACAGAGAAGGUCAGACCUUUGGAGAAAGACAUUCACUAGUACCAUAAUCAUGUUUCCUGUUGGUGUGUUUGACGGCGUCUCGCUAUCUGUCUUUUAUUUCAGGGGAAGAGCUGGAGUUUGAGUAUGAAGACAAAAACCACGGUACCUGGCUCUGCAGAGUGAAGUAAGCUUUUUUUAUUUUGUCUAGGUGUAUGUAAUUGUGUGCGAUCAUGUAUUAUGUCAUGCAAAUUAUAUUGCUGUCCUUCUCAAAUUUGGGCCUGUAAGCCUGCAGCCCUGCUGGUUUUCAUUCAUCCCCACUAAUCAGGGACUGAUUCAGACCUAGCCAAUCAGUGACAUUUAUCAUUAAACUAACUACCAGGUAGAAAACAUAACCAACAGUAUGCUGGCCGCCAAGCCUGGAAUCCGAGUACAGUUGACAUACUGAAUAGAAUGUAAAACAUGUCACCUCCUUUCCACACACAGGCUCCCGGUGGACGACGCUUUGGGGAAGCAGCUGGUCGCUGAGGUGACCCACACAGGGAAGAAGAAAGAUGCGGCCAUCCAGUGUUCCCUGGAGGCGUGCCGCAUCCUGGAGGCCCGGGGCCUGCUCAGGCAGGAGGCAGGUGGGGGUCCUAGCAGAGCUGCUACAUCAGCCCACAACAGAACUGUUACUAUUUACUGUAGUCAAUGCAGCCUUCUACAUCAGCAGUAUGAGUGGUUCAGCAGCUCAUGAGGCUCUAUUUUGCUCAAAUCGCCAUUGGGAAUUAUCAUGUCAUGUGGGUUCCUAGUCAUUCGUUAAAAUAUUCCAACGUUAUAUUGAAAUGUCACAUUAUACACAGUGAACACCCUACAUAAUAGUGAACACCCUACAUUGAAGGUGAUAGCUUGCCGUUUUGGUUAUUAACAUUUUUAUUUACAAUUUAUGUUUUAUAAUAAUUCAUUAAAUUUGUAAAGUCUUUUCUCAGACACAAAAAUUACAAAUGUAAUAAAAACAAUCCAGAACACAGACAACAAUCAAAGCUAUAUACAGGUGUCGCCAGAUCCGGAGGACACAAUAACAGAAUUAGUAGAGGUUCUUGAAAGGUUUUCUGAACAGCAAGGUCUUGAGCUGUGGCUUAAAGGAGGACAGAGACUGCAGCCCUAAUUGUGUCUGGACGUGCGUCCCACAGCCGGCGGAGCCACGCAACUGAAAGCCCUGUCACCCAUAGUUUUGUCACCCAUAGUCUGCUGCGGGGCUGCUGAAGGGAUACAGACCUGGAGGAGCUAAGGGUGCGUGUGGGACAGGAGGGUAGAAUGAGGUCAGACAGGUACUUCCGUCCAGAGAUAGCUUGGUAGGUGUGAACCAGGAUUUUGUAGUUGAUGCGUGAACAUAUGGGGAGCCAGUGGAGGUUGAACAGCACUGGAGUGAUGUGCUUGCGAGGGGAGAUGUGGGUAAGGACACGUACAGUUCUGGACAUAUUGUAGCCUGUUUGGCACUUGGAAGAUCCGCCAACAAAAAGGGAGUUACAAUAGUCCAAACAGGAUUAAAUAAAAGUCCUUAGUCCCUUAAUUCCCCUUUGUUCAUUCCCUAUGUAGGCCUAACCCCUUGGUCCGCCAGACAUUGAGUCCUUACUCUGUACCAUUGAGUAUGUUUACAUGCACACUAAUAAUUUGAAUUUAAACUGAAUAAUGGCAGAAGGCAGAGUAUGGCAUUAGUCAUGUAAACACCUUACUCUGUUUAUCUUAAUCGGCGUAAGGUCAUAAUCGGAGUAAGCAUACGCCGAUUAAAACACCUGGUUUUCUGAGCAAUCUUUCAAAUUAUUAGGACAUUUAAAUCGGCAUCUGCGCAUGUGCCAGCACCGUGUAGCACAAGGCCUCCCUCUUAAAUGGGAGUCAAGUGAGUUCGGAAAAACAAAGGAGGCAUCUUUAUAAAUAGUUUUCACAUACAAACUUUAUAUGUCCAAACUCCGAAUCAAAAAGUAUUAGCAAAAAUAACAUGGUCACUGUUUAUUUUGAUUGGCGAUUUUCUGCAUUUAUCAAAAGUCCCAUCAGUAACCUGAUUUCAGUGUCCAUGUAAACAGGAUUAUUAGGGAAAUCGUUCUUCUUGCAAAGCAUGUAAACGUUUUAAACAAACUCUCUAUAUUAACCUGACUAUCCACAAUAAUCGCAUUAUUGUGUGCAUGUAAUCGUGCUCAUUGUCUAUGUAACUUCUACCGUUGUCGUACUUUAACUUUUUCAUAAUCCACUCCCUCCAGUUUCACGCAAGCGCAAGAAGAAGAACUGGGAGGACGAGGAUUUCUAUGACAGUGACGAUGACAACUUUCUGGACCGCACCGGUGCUGUGGAGAAGAAGCGACGGGAGCGCAUGAAGAGGGCGGGAAAGAUUCAGGAGCGCCCAGACACUUACGAGUCACUGGUAAAACCCAUGUCAUUAAAUACGCUUUCUCACAUUUCUACCUCAGGAAUGAAUAAAAGUAAUAUGAAGUAUCUCUCAAAAUGAAGUGUUCACCUGAGAUAGUGCACCACAUACAGCGUUGUAAUGGGAUAUCACUGAUGUUGCCAAUUCUCUGAAACACAGACGUACACUACAAAUCUCUAAAACAAAGUUUUUGUUUCAAAUAGCCUCUUUUCUGUCUAUUGGAAUGUUUUGUGCGCACAGUAUGUGAUAUGUCAGGGCAGGAAGGGUAUUAUAGCCUUUAUGGUGUGGACUAGUGACAGGGUGCUUGUUAUCUUGCUAAGGUGGCCAAACUGUUGGUGGUUGAGAAGGAGCUGGCAGAGACCGAGAAGAAGCUCAAUGCUACAGGGAAAGGUAAGUGGUGCACAGAAAAUGUAUUUUCAACCACCAGGUUCGUGUUUCUUAAUCCUGGUAAGUGGAAUCAGGUGUGUAGUGCUAGGGCAAAAACAAAAAUGUGCACCCCUUUGGUUCCCCGGGACCAGGAUUAAGAAGCACUGGUACACCUAUGUUUUUGUGUCUACUAUGUGUUGUUUCACCCAAGUGAGUGGUGUUGUCUGUGAGUGAGUCAGAGUGCUUUAUCCUCUGUGUGUUUCUGUUCACUUCUAUUUCUCCUCCCUAUCAGAUGGCUCCCACUCGUCCUCCGAGGACCCCCUGGAUGCCUUCAUGGUCGCUGUGCGCAGCGAGGCGGCGCUGGACGGAGUGGAGCGCCGGAAGCUGCAUGUGCAAGCCGCCGACCUGCGCAAGGAGGCCCAGAGACUGCGCCGGCUGGUGGAGCUCACGCGGCCAGCCCAGAUGCCUUCACUGCAGACGGGGUGAGAUAUAGGCAGCCAUCCCCUAAUAUCUGAAUCACCUAGUCGAAUGUUGGGUCUUGGUGCCUCUUUCUCACAAUGUAUCCGUUCAUCCGUUAUUCUCUCAAAUGCCUCUAGAUGAUGAUUGUAUAUUAGUAGUGCAUAUUGCUGUUCCCUCCUAGGAAUACUGCAUGUUCUUUACACAUGGUACACAUCUCUUCUUCACAGGAGUGGGUCGUCCGAAGCAGACAAGCCGAAGAAGCGGUCCCUACCGCUGUUUGGUGCCAUGAAGGGAGGCGCCAAGUUCAAACUGAAGACUGGGACCAUAGGGGUACGUUCACUUGGCAACAGAGGAGAAUAUCCGUAAUAGCUUUUCAUAAGAGGGUUUUUGCAAAUGCUGGAAAAGCCUUUACAGUUUACACUCCCUAUUUCUGCCAUUUCUUUCCGUCUCUCUAGGUCUGUCUACCUAUUUCUUUAGCUCUCGCCCUCCCUCUCUCUGCAUCUCUUACUCAACAGUUGCCUCUUCCUCCCAACCGCUCGCUAUUUUGUUUCUCGUCUCUCACUCCCUCUCAUAAUAUGCUCUCUUUCCCUCUUUCUUAGAAGUUGCCCCCAAAGCGAGCCAACCUGCCCGCAGAACUCUUCAACAUGAAAGGAGAGGAGGAAGAAGAGGACGAGGAAGAAGAGGAGGAUGACAGCAACAAAGGGAGUGAAGACGUGACUGAGGCUGACAUCCAGGCUGAGGAACCCCAACAGUCUAAUGAAAGCACUGAUUCCCCAGAGGGCUGCAGUACAGGACGCCAGAGCCAGGACCCACCUCUGUACCAACCUCCCAGAGGUAUGAUAUAAAAGUUGGAUGCUGUGUCUUGCCGUCCCUUUUUCUCACUGUGGCUACAUUCUGAUUCUCUACCCUUCUCCAGAAGUGUGCACUCGUUUACUUUCCCUCAUACAUUUAAAAGUAUUUGAUUGGUGCAAGCAUGACUGCUGGGAGUUUCCACCAUAUUCCUUACAGCAGUCCAUUCCUUUAAAUCCGUGAGGGGGUGUAGGCAUGCACAAUUGAAGGGUAGGGAAUUGGACAGUAGCCUGUGUCAAUUUUAUCCAUAUGGAGCUGUUGUUCUCCUGUAGAUGGCAGUGUUACUUUGGACAGAGCUAUACGUAUAUAUUAUACUACAUAUCUAUGUAUCUCCAAUGUUUGGCUCUGACAUUGUGGCAUCAUCAUGGAGAAGUUGUUUUCCGUAACAACAUAUCACUAUUCAGCUGUUGUCAUUCAAGUGUUUUUGUCUGUUUUUUAUAGGGAAAAAGCUGUCCCAGAAAAGCAUAGUUGUAGAGGAGCCGGAUGAAACCAUGGAAGAUGCGCCUCUCGGGCAUUUAAAGCCCUUACCAGGUACAGUAACUCACGUUUGUUUCUCUUUGCUCUUCUGUUGGUACACUGUUUUUCUCUGUCUCUUUUUUGUCAAUGGGAGAGACUGUUGCAUUUCCUUGAUUCCUCGGGUCCUCUCGCCUCCUCAAAACCCAUUGGAUGAGAAGGUCAGAGGUCCCGCCCCUCUGAUCUUCUCAUCCAAUAGGUUUUGAGGAGGCAGCGAGGCAAUGCAAUUGCGAUUCUCCCAUUGUGUGGAUGGUCUUUAGUUCUUGUCUUUUAGUUCUGGUGUUUCUCCUCCCAUCUUUCUUUAGACCCUAAAGAAGGGGGCGAGGAGGUGGCAGCGGCCAAGCCCAGUCCUAAGACGUUCUUGAAAAAGAGAACCAUCGGCCCCAGCAGAGUAAGCACUUCGAGCUCAGAGUGCACCCUCACACAUACACUCACUCAAUCAAUCACUCACUCGCACACUCACUAGCCAAUAAUGAGCCAAAACUUGAUUGAGAAUUCAUUAAUACUGUUAAUCAAGCAUGCUGGCGUUCUACACAGUCCCCCAAAUUUAAGUCCAGUGUACUUUUAGACCAACAUGAGUUAUACAAAGAAACUGGGCUGAUACUGUAAUGAACAUGAGCAGAAUUAAUUUACUAAGUAACAGCGUUGCAAUACAGACUAGGCUACUCUGUGAAUUUCCUUGUACCAUGCGAAGAUUCACCCUCUAAAUCGCUGUAUUAUAUUCAGUCUGUAUUCCAUUUACUACCUGAAUUGUACCAUGCUGAAAGAGAGCUACUUUGUAGUGUCUGCAUUUUUUUUUCUACCACUCGUUAGAGAAAUGUUGUGUCAUGCUUUUGUCUCCAGCCUCCAGCCCCCCAAUCAGGACAGUACCCUGAGGAUGACCCCGACUAUUGUGUCUGGGUGCCUCCCACAGGUAUAAAUAACUUAUUGUUGAUAUUCACUUGUUUAUUGUUCUUUCAUCUUGUGAGGUUAAUCACCUACCACCUGGCACCUUGACAUAUUGCGGCCAUGUCUUGAGAUGAACGCUAGGGUAACAAAGAGGUCAAAGACAACUCAAUUUGGCUGGGCUUUGUCUAAUAAGCCAGGCCUUUAACCUCCUCAACUGUUGGUCAUCCAUUUAACAGUAAUGUCAUUUCUGCCAAGAUUUUUGACAAGACAUAAGACCUUUUUGUCUGAACAAUCUCACAGGCUUGUAACCUUGCAGCUAGGUGACAUUUGGAGUUACAGCAAGAGUUUCUCUUACGCAAUACAAGACUAAGGAAAGGUACAUUAGAGAGCAAGAUUGUCAACCUAGUGUUGAACACACUGCACAAUGUUCCUCAAAGGACUAUUUGUGUUCUCUACCACUCCUGAGUAAGAUAAAUAAGGCUGUCCCUGACCUCUGGGAUGAAGGGAGCGAGGGAGAAAGAGAAAAGGGAAGUAAACAGACUUUAUGACCAAUUUGUGAAAAGGGAGAGUUUAGACUGCAUUUUCAUCAGUGGCCAAGGAAUACAGAUCAAUGCCACGCUGUUAAGAUAAGGUUUUAACAUUUUGCGGGGGUGGAACACUUCUAAGAGCCAUAUGGAUUCAUAGACAAAAUUCAUUGAAUUUAGCAACUAGCAAGAAACCCACAAUUUGGUUCUUGGAUCAUUGGAGGGAUAGGUUUGCGUGCGAGUACCUAAAGAGAAACGUCAUUGGCAGACACUGCGAAUAUGCGAGGAAGGUUGGCAUGGUUAGGUGGAAUAAUGUAUUUCCCCCAUAGCUGUUACACACGACUACGUAGGGUUUUGUCCUUGGAGCAGAUAGCCAGUGACUUAAUAUAGCAACAAAACAGGCCAACAUACUAAAUGUGUUUUGCGAGGCCAGUCUUAAAGCAGGCACUUCAGACUCUUUGGUCAUUGCACUGUCACUUCUUCUUUUUAAUGUACAUGUUCAGAAUAAUAUGCCUAAAACUUUGUCCUCCAUGUCUACAGAUCAGUCUGGGGAUGGCCGCACCCACCUCAACGAAAAGUAUGGUUACUGAACACAAGGCUCAAACAUUUGACUAUUUUUUCUGACGCCACCCACCUGCAGACCUAGCAGCAACACACACACAGGCCUCCAUCCCCUCAGUAUCUGUGUUCUCUGCCACUCCUGAGUAAGAGAGAUUGCAUACAACAUACCUUUUACCACAUUUGAAUGCACUUCUGGGAAAAUGGCAACAAUGUGGAGGCUGGCACUUGGAAAGCGUACAGUGUUGCCCUCUUUGUGAAAAUGACCAAAUUUGGACGUUUGGGUGGUAGCAGGUUUGUAGUUGCCUCAUGGUAACCAUUGCCUCCUUUCUCCAAGAUGACCAGGUCAUUGAAACAACUUGGUGAAUGUUUUGCAUUACAUAUCAUCGAACAGUGUGAAAAAGGACCAGUCCCAUUACAGUUAAGAUCUCAGUCCUCAGAUACUGGUUAGUAGACUAGCCAGCAGAUCCGACCCACUUGCUUUUACAGCUGCACUAGGGUCGGACAGCAUUCCUGUGUAUAUUAAGACGCCGGUGCAAGAUAUGGCUCGGAAAACUAACCUCAAUCCAGGGAUGAGAAAUGUUGGGAUAAUGGGACAAUUCGGAGUAUAACG
Molecule: messenger RNA, 8752 nt
Organism: Coregonus sp. 'balchen'
Lineage: Eukaryota; Metazoa; Chordata; Actinopteri; Salmoniformes; Salmonidae
Source: the annotation of a GenBank genome assembly